AUGGAGGCGCUUUUUGAGCGCGGCUCCUGGCUGUUACUGAAAUCAGGAGCCCAGGUCUUACUAUACAGGAAUUUGGAGCUUUUUACGCGGUGGGAUGAUGCGGAAACUGUCGAAUUUCGUUGCCAGGUCUCGAGCGACGAGUUACAGGUCUAUGGGAGCAGAGGUCGCAGGAUCGAAAGUCGGCGGGUCAAUUUGGCUGCACCAGGGCAAGUAAGUAAGUGUGAGAAAGUGCUAGAGGUUUGGUUUGAGGUGUCUCGGUAUGAGAUCUUGUGGGAGCCUGGGUGGGUGCUUUGCUCGGACAGCGCAGCCGGAUGUUUGCACGUGUUUGACGUGGUUUUCGGCAGGUAUGUGGGGUAUGUGCGGUUCUACGCGUUUCACGAGCGUGUGGUUCUCGUGGACACGCACGAGUUCAUGGUUGUCGCGUCCAAGUUCGACCAGGACGUGAUGACCGCGAGCGCGACGUUGAACGUCUACAAAAUACACGAAAACCGGAAUUUGGCUCUGUCGCUUAGUGUAUCGCUCGGAGAGGAACUGGCGACUCACAAGAUCGUGCGCGACAGUAGGUUCGCGCAUUUUGGCGUGGUUUCCGUGCACGAAAUCCUGCGCACGACCAAGAUACGCCUCUACUUACCGAAAGUCGCCGAACCUUUCUACGAGGCCGAUGUGGGCGCCAUUGGCGCAUACAGGACUUGUUUUGCUGACGAAAUAACGAUUGUUUUCGCUGGCACCGACCCAGUGACAGACACAAUGAUGCUGGUAGCGCACGACGUCGCAAGCUCGCGCGCUGUCAGUAGGGUUGCUCCUCCGACGCAAAUCGCUGCCCCAACACGUGUCACUUACCUUUCUGCAUCGUCGACGAAAACGAUUUGCUUCGCGCUCAGCUCAGAUCCCAACCUUGUCUACGUGUGGGACUUACAAACCGGCGUUUCCACUUGUACGCAGCCCUCGCCUGUUAUAGCCCUGCCACAUGACUACAGCGACACCAAAAGUACCGCCUCCGGUUUCUACGUGUGCCCAGAUCGUCUCAGCACCCUGUCUGUACGGUUUCGAGACUUGAAUCAACUCCUACAGGCGUCUUGA
This is a messenger RNA of Lachancea mirantina, 1080 nucleotides long. Lineage: Eukaryota; Fungi; Ascomycota; Saccharomycetes; Saccharomycetales; Saccharomycetaceae. The record is from the annotation of a GenBank genome assembly.